Messenger RNA from Spinacia oleracea (spinach), 6644 nucleotides. Its product is annotated as mediator of RNA polymerase II transcription subunit 13. Gene Ontology annotation, molecular function: transcription coactivator activity. Gene Ontology annotation, biological process: positive regulation of transcription by RNA polymerase II. The transcript is spliced from 23 exons. Bases 304 to 6156 code for a protein of 1950 amino acids. Lineage: Eukaryota; Viridiplantae; Streptophyta; Magnoliopsida; Caryophyllales; Amaranthaceae. Gene Ontology annotation, cellular component: mediator complex. The record is from RefSeq and is a predicted model, not a curated record.
GGAUGUCAUACUAAUUUCCUCUUUUCCUCAAACUCCAAAUCCGUGCUCUGCAUCUCCUUCCUCAGUUCCUCUUCUCAAAACCCUCCCAGAAAAGCAGCAUCUUAUGCUUGUAGUUGUAGUCGGAGGCACCUGUGCCCACCAACUCUCCGUCUCUGCUGCUAUUCUCGACGGGUCAAAGGUUCCCUAUAAUUGCUAAAUUCCUGGGUCCGCCACCGGUUGCAGUUAUUAUUAUGGGAGAACAAAGAAGUUUGAAGAUUCAGUUAAUUUGGCAUUCCUAAGAUCAAUUACCGCGCCUCAAAAGAAAUGUGGACCAAUAUUUUCAGAAUCGGAGGGCUUCAACAAUUAUCAUGGUUCCAGUUUCUUCCAAAUGAAUCAGAUGUAACCUCGUCUUUACCUGAUAAAAGGGAUGGUGCGGCAUUUGAACUUCUCUCCUCACAUCUUCAGCUGCAGAAGGAUGGAUUUCUCAGCACUUGGACUAACUCCUUUGUGGGUCCUUGGGAUCCUUCUCAGGGAACUCAUAACCCCGAUGAGAAAAUUAAGCUCUGGCUUUUUCUUCCUGGCCGCCAUUCCUCCGUUUCUGAAACUGCUCAAGCUGCAGUAUCUAGAUUAAGAGUUGUUGCCUCUGGACUCUGGAUUUCUCCCGGCGAUUCCGAAGAGGUCACAACUGCUUUGUCACAGGCUCUGAAAAAUCGGAUUGAGAGAGCACUUAUUGGUCUCUCGUACGUAAGAUACGGUGAUGUGUUUUCAAGAUAUCGACCCUUUUCACAAAGUGAAGAACUCUUCAGGAAAGGACAACCGACUAUUGAAUUUGUCUUUGCUGCUAGUGAAGAUGCCAUCUUUGUGCACGCUAUAUUAUCAGCGAAGCAUGUACGCACGCUUUCUGGUGGUGAUAUGGAGAAAGUGUUGAAGUUAUCCUCAAGUAGCCUUGGCCAGAGACUUCCUGAACAUUUUGAUAUGGCAGUCAUAGUCUCACCACAUGGAAUGCGUGGCAAGGUUACUGGGUGCUGUCCAAGUGAUCUCGUGAAGCAGGUGUUUGUCGGUCCUGGCACUUCAAGAACUUCAACUGGAUUAGUUGGUUUACCAAAUCCUGUUGCUCACACAUCUGGUGGCAAGUUGCGGGGGCAGAAUUACUACUUAGAAGUUACCCUUGGCUGCAGUACUUCUGGAAGUGAUAAGGUGAAUCUGCAUACUUCAAACACCAACAAGUCCAAUCAACCAACAUCUGGAUCUCCCUCUUCUGUGAAAGGCAACCAGAAAGUAUCAACAGGCGAUGCUUCUUUUUGUGAAAAAACUUUCAUCUAUCCCUCUGAGGCGGUUCUUGUUCCAGUUUUACAAACCUCUUAUGCAAGAUCUUCUUUAAAAAGGUUUUGGCUACCAAAUUGGACUGGGCUGUCGUUGGCUGGUUCUACUCUCUUAACAAAUUGUUGUGGUUCUGAGACAGAUGACUUGGAUGAUUCUUGGUAUGAAUCUGACGGGAAUAGCUUGCAGCAUGGUUUAAACAGUAGCAGCAACAGCAAUAAUAGUAGCAUCAGCAGCAUAAGUAACAGCUCAAGUGAUAGUGACUGUAGAGCUAAGGCAACGUCCGGUGACCUUGAAGGUGAUGCUGAUUCAUUAACUGGUAGACAGUCAGGCCUAUCUUCUGUCCCCAUGGAGACAAAUGGCCUGAAACAGGGUUCAAAACGAUCUCGCACUGGAGCAGAUAGUGUGGUAAAUGCUCCUACACAAGAUUACAGCAAUUCAGGCAUCACGGGAGUUACAAACGAUCAAAUUGGAUCUGAGUGGGAGUGGGAUGAUGAUGAAAGAGGUGGGGGCAUGGAUAUACAAGCACUUCUCUCUGAGUUUGGUGAUUUUGGUGACUUCUUUGAAAAUGAUGCCUUGCCAUUUGGAGAGCCCCCAGGAACUGCAGAGUCUCAGACACUUGUGUUUUCUGGGCAAGAUUGUGGAGAUGGGGGUGGCAGUCCCUCGGGUACCCUAAUGGAUAUUCAGGAUGCGAUGCUUUUACCUGCAGGUUUCCAGAUGUUUGAAAGUUUUCAUUCACCCGCAACAGGCAUGGAGGAGUGUAUUAGUACUGACCAAGAUGCCACUAAAUGUACUUCGUCUGGUCUUGUGAACUUUGUACCAGCAGUUUCAAGUGGUGAAGUUGACCAUGUAAUAAAAGCUGAAGCAUUGUUGACUGUUGCCCCUGAAUAUGGAGCAGUUGAGGCCCCUUCAAGUGAGCUCUCCUCAACUGUCUUUAGAAGUCCAUAUCAACCAAAAUCUCAGAAAGCUGAGAGUUUGAAUUCAAGUGGGAGUAAUUAUAUUUAUGGGGCAACGCCACCUUCAUCCCCUGGCACUAAUGCAUGUGAAGAAAAUACUUGCUUGACUGCUGACUCUAGAAUACAUCCUGGGAAACACAAUAUUGGUUCUGUUCUCCAAAAAUUUUACACUCAGAUAGAGAGAGGUCAAACUCCAAUUGAUACGAAGUCUUUUAAGCAUAACAAUAAAGUAAUUUCAUCUGAAGGGGCAUCAUUGUCUCUGUAUUCUGGGUUCAACUCUGCUAGUUCUGCUAAAUCCGUUCAAAAUAUGAUAACUGAAGUUGCUAAAAGUGCCAAGCACCUCCUUCUAUCUCAACAAACAGUCCCUUCCGUCGAACUUGAGUGCCUUAUGUUCCAGGCUUUUCUGUGCAGGAUAAGACAUACAUUAUUGUCAUUUUGUAACCCUGCUUCUACUGCCUGGAAAAGAUCAAUAGGGAACAUAGGGAUGGGACAACUUCCUGGUGAUCCAAGCAGCACACUAGAAAAUUUUCCUUGUAAAUCUGAACUGAGGAAGAAGGAAUCCAUACCAGUUAGAAUCGCUGGUGAUUUUGAUGGGGGGAUGCUGGAUAGCCCGUUUGAUGCACCCAUGGGGGUUUGGCGCUCUGUUGGAACAUCAAAACCUGCAAAGCCUGCUAAUACACCUACUAUUGAGGUUUUUCCUUCUUCAUCUCAGCACAACUUUAGCGAGGAAACUAUGAUUUCAUAUCGAAAAAGACAGCCACUUCAAGAUUUUCUUGAUGCCAUGCCAUUGCUUGUCCAACAAGCUGCCUCUUUUGUCGAUGUUGCAUUUGAUGGUGAAUUUGUUGACGGGCCGUACAGCUGGCUUGCUUUACAAGAGCAGUGGAGGCGGGGAUUUUGUUGCGGGCCACAUAUGGCUCAUGCUGGUUGUGGUGGCGUUUUAGCGUCUUGCCAUUCCUUUGAUAUUGCUGGCGUGGAUCUGCUUGAUCCUGUUUCAGCUGAUGUUCAGGCAUCAUCAGUGAUAAGUUUGCUGCAAUCCGAUGUCAAAACAGCAUUGAAAUCUGCUUUUUGUAACGCAGAUGGUCCUUUAUUUGUCACAGAUUGGUGCAAAGGCCGAUCUCAUUCAGCAGAUGCAGGAACUAUGAUUGAAGCAUUAUCUGCUGAGUCCACUUUAAGCGAAUAUAGGGAUUCAUCUAACACUACAGUAAUAUCUAUGGGGUCCCCAGUAAGCCCGUCACAGUCCUCUGCUAGUAUGCCAUCUGGUUUGAGAGAAGGAAGCAAAGUGGAGGAUGCUUGUCAAAGAAGGUUAAGCCAUGAGCUCCGCAUGUCAGAGUCAGAGCUACAGUCUGGAUUGCAGAGGAGGCCUUCCUUGUUUGUGAUUCCAUCUUCUUCUAUCCUUGUUGGGUACCAAGAUGAUUGGCUUAAGACAUCAGCAAGCACUUUACAACUAUGGGAGAAGGUUCCACUUGAGCCAUAUGCUUUUCAAAAACACGUGUCUUAUUAUGUUGUCUGUCCAAAUGUCAAUCCCCUUACUUCGGGGGCUGCUGAUUUUUUUCAAGAACUUGGAAGUGUUUACGAGACGUGCAAAUUGGGGAGCCAUUCACCGCACACUGUUGGAAAUCAAAUGGAUGUAGAUUCAGGGAAGUGUCCAACUUCUGGUUUCAUUCUCCUCGAUGUCCCUCGAUCAAUGAAGGUAGAAAGUACAACAGCUACUGGUAUGGGAUCAAUAAGUGACUUUUAUCAUUCUUUAUCAAGUGGUUGGGAUCUUGCAAGCUAUCUCAGUUCUCUUGCAAAGGUUCUGAAAACCUUACAACUUGGGUCGAGCUUGGCUGCAAAUGCAAAAGAAGGAAAUAGUUGUCCUUGUACUGUGAUCUAUGUCGUGUGCCCGUUUCCUGAUCCGAAUGCUGUUCUUAAGACCAUUCUUGAAUCUUCAGUUGCUGUUUCUUCAGUAAUUUUCUCAUCGGAGAAUGGUAAGAGAGCUAUGUUGUGCAGUCAGGUUGGGAAAGCAUUAAGCCACGCAGCUGGUGUUGAUGAAGCUUCCAUAUCUAAUAUUCCCGCGCUUUCUGGCUUUAGUAUUCCGAGGAUAGUUCUGCAAAUUGUUCCCGUAGAUGCCAUUUUCCGAGUUACUAGUCCAAGUCUUAAUGAACUUGUGUUGCUCAAGGAAAUAGCUUUUACUGUUUACAACAAAGCUAGGCGUAUAUCACGAGGCUCCUCCAAUGAAUUCAUCCAAUCAUCGACCUUUUCUGGUAGAUCUUCAUCCAUGCUGGUGAACAUGGCUAAUCCGAUUCCGGGUAUGUGGAAAGACUGUGUUGGUUCUCGUUUCUCAGGUCCGUCCUUAUCAAGAGAAGGGGAGCUUGAUCCUGGUAUGAGAGCUGGAAACUGGGAUAAUUCAUGGCAAACUACAAGGGCCGGGGGGCUAAGUUGUGACCCAAACCGAAGUGGAGAUUCUUUCUUUCAAGAGGAGGCUCAUUACAUGUUUGAACCACUUUUUAUUUUGUCUGAACCGGGCUCUGUGGAGAAUGGGGUAUCCCCUAUGCCCAUUGGUGGUGUGGGUACAGAUGAUAGCAGUGGAGGAUUUGUGCAGAGUUCAACGCUAUGUGGGGAUACAGGACCCAGCUCCCAACUUGAUGGAACUGAAGGAGAUGGCUAUGGAUCUGGCUUACAAAAAUCGCCCCCAAGCCUGCAUUGCUGCUAUGGCUGGACUGAAGAUUGGCGUUGGCUAGUGUGCAUAUGGACUGAUUCAAGGGGAGAACUGCUGGACAAUCACACGUUCCCUUUUGGUGGAAUCAGUAGUAGACAAGAUACAAAGGGCAUGCAAAACCUCUUUGUCCAAGUUCUUCAACAAGGUUGCCAACUUCUGCAGGCCUGUACAGCUCCUGAUAAUGGUGCGGCAAGAGCAAGAGAUUUUGUAAUUACACGGAUUGGGUGCUUUUACGAGCUAGAAUGCCAAGAAUGGCAAAAGGCACUCUAUUCAAUUGGUGGAUCAGAAGUAAAGAAAUGGCCAUUGCAACUACGCCGAACUAGUCCAGACGGUAUACCAACAAGCAGUAACGGAGCUUCCCUGCAACAGCAGGAAGUUGAGAGAAGCUUACCUUCUUCACCCAAUCCAUUGUAUAAUCUCCACUCAAAAUCCUCUGGCUUUAUGAAAGGAGGCUUAGGACAAACUACUAUUAGAAAACAGCUUAUUGGUGGGCCAGCAGUUGUUGAUGGCUCAAGGGGAUCCCUGCAGUGGGUUCAGAGCAUUACCUUUGUUUCAGUAUCUGUGGAUCAUUCUUUGCAUCUUGUCUCUCAAGCUGAUGUUUCUACAGGUAGCAGUCAAGGUAAUGGCAUCACGGGUUCAUUGAAUUACCUUGAAGGAUUUACCCCUGUUAGGUCUCUCGGUUCUACACCAGCAUCUUACAUUUUGAUCCCUUCUCCAAGCAUGCAUUUUCUCACUCCUUCCCCACUUCAACUCCCAACAUGUCUUACCUCCGAAUCUCCCCCUCUAGCUCAUCUGCUUCACAGUAAAGGCUACGCGAUUCCACUUUCAACAGGUUUUGUUGUUUCCAAAGCUGUUCCAUCUCUUAAGAAAGUUGCCAAUAAUCUGAAAGGAGAAUGGCCUUCAGUUAUUUCAGUUAGUCUUGUUGAUUUCUAUGGUGGUUGUGGUGUUUCUACUGAUAAAAUGGGAAGAGCACUUCCUAAGCAGGCAGGAAGGGGUGUGGUUUCUGAUGCCGAGUAUGAGGUUGAGAUUCAUUCAAUUCUCGAAUCUGUUAUGGCUGAACUACAUGCCUUGUCAUGGAUGACUGUGAGCCCGGCAUAUUUGGAGAGACGUACUGCGUUACCCUUUCACUGUGACAUGGUAUUGAGACUCAGAAGGCUGCUGUAUUUUGCUGAGAAGGAAAUCUCGCAUCAGCCAGAAAGGUAACUAGUAUAAUUCUUGACAAAGUGACUAUUAAAUUCGGGCCGGCCCCAAGAAAUGUGGGUUUGGGCAGUCUCAAAUAUGCAUUUUUAGACCAAAGUCUAAGGUGGGCCCAAAAACCCAUUCUGGCUCGAAAGCCCGCACCAAAUUUACGGGGUUUGGGGCAUGAAUGUUAGUGUGACAGCCCGGUUCGGCCCGAAUUUUGAUCACCUUCUAGAUGUUAGCAUAGAAAUGUGAAUCUAGUAUCUUCAGAAGGGCUUGUUCGACUAAUCAGUAUUUUCUGUAUUAUCCUUCGACAUGUAAAGUCUAUGUAUAUUUAUCUCCUGGGGAUAAUAUUGAAUUUCCCCAUUGGCAGAUAAUCAUGUAGAAUAUUAAUCAAAGAAAACUAGCCGUAGGAAAGGGAGGUGUAUAAAGAGUAUACGAAAUUUAGGACACAAUUCUAAUCAAAUGACAAAGAUUGUUUCAAUGGAACGGGGUCUUCUUUUUCGUGUUUC